Messenger RNA from Rotaria sp. Silwood2, 1710 nucleotides. The record is from the annotation of a GenBank genome assembly. NCBI's taxonomy places the organism in Eukaryota, Metazoa, Rotifera, Eurotatoria, Philodinida, Philodinidae.
AUGACAAGUGACCUUGAAGCUGGCGACACUGCGAUAAAAGCUUUGCAAAGUAUUGUCGAAACUAUUCAAAAUACAUUGGCAUGUUGGAAAAAGAAAGAAACAUUGACUAGCGGCACUUUAGCGGACAAUACAUUAUUAAAUAAUUGUUUUAAUACAUUUUCAAUAGACAAAGAUGAGGAUGACCGUCUGCAAAGACUAACAAAUGAAAUUCAGAAUAUAUUUAACGAUUGUCUUCCAAUAUUACCUGGAAACUAUCAACGAUAUUUAUGUAAUUUAUUAUUUGAAUAUCAUUAUGAUUUUAAAGAGCAUAAAUUUAAGGAAAGUCUUACCAUGAGUAUACUUCCUGCGUUUCUAAAUGAUCUCCAAGCUACUCGUGAUUCCUUCGACGCCUUCAAAGCUGCAUGGAAUGGGAACGUAGAUAUCGUAAAAGAAUUCGUUACUAAAUAUCCUAGCUUCAACGACGAAUUUGGUGUUUGGGGUACAACAUUACUGUAUUCGGCAGCUCGAAAUGGUCACAAAGAUCUAGUAGAAUAUCUCGUUUCAGAAGCUGGCUGCUCUGUGAACGCUCAGAAUGAGCAACAUUUUGAGAGAGCUUUAGGAGUUGACACAAUUACAGCACUUGAUUAUGAUGUGAAUCCCAGGGCAGGGUCAACUGCUUUGCAUGCUGCAUGCUUCUAUGGACGUUUGCCGAUUGUGAAAUAUUUAGUUGAACAUGGCGCGGAUUAUUACAUUAAAAAUCAAGCAGAAGAAACACCUAUCAUGAAUAUAGAACGACAUGAGAGUGUUAGAAAUUAUUUUUAUAGUAUAAUGAAUAUAGAAUAUUCGAAUAGAAAAAGAAAAUUGCCUGAGACACCUAUUCUUGACCGUAAUCAACCAGUGAUAGAAGACUGUGUUUGGGAAUAUAAACCGUUUUCUGACAAGCAUUGGCACUCUUUCAAAGCCGAUCAAUCACAGGAACUACACAAGUCUCUUACAUUAGAAUCAAGUCAACCGUUUCAACAUGAAGUUUACUUGCAUGAAGAUUCAACGAUUUACACAGUUUCAACGAGCGAAUUAUUAAGAUUUGAAGAUGAUCCAGAGAAAAACACUGAAUUAGCGUGGGUUCGAUGUCGUGGUUCUUCAAUAUUAAAUUUCAAUUGCUAUGCGUUAUGGCAAAUUUUUUUGACUAAACAUCCAAAAAUAAAUGUCAACAGUGUACCAUGCCUAAAAGUGUUCGAUCUUCCAGCGACGGACGAUUCAUCAUUUCAACUGCAACUGAAUACUUGGUAUAAUUGUGAUGCAGAAACAAACGCACUCUUAGACGAUGCCAUGAACUAUUAUCGAAGAGAGAUGUCAACAUGUAUUAGUUGUAUAAGUGAUGAUCGAGUUCAAAUUAAUAUGGCAACAUUUUCAUUUAGUGACAAACAAGGGGAUAUUUCAGGUUUCAUAAGAUGGAUACCAAAACUUGUAUCAAAAAAUGAUGACAAUAAAAAUGAAUUAAAAAAUAUUGAUAACUUUCAAGCAUUAAAAAAAUCAGACGUCAUGUUACUUACUAGAGACCGUCUUAAAGCUAUUCAAUUAAAAGGCCACAAUUCACCCGGACAAGAUGAAGCAUACAUGGAAGAUGAAUCCGGUGAUGAUAAUGAAUUAUUAGGUAGCUCUGAUCAAGAUAUUGAUUUAACAAUCGGUGAGGAAGAAUCAAAAAUUGUAAGUAAACGAUUACCUGUAUGA